This is a messenger RNA of Penicillium griseofulvum, 819 nucleotides long. RefSeq names its product bZIP transcription factor. Bases 1 to 819 code for a protein of 272 amino acids. The transcript has a single exon. Gene Ontology annotation, biological process: regulation of DNA-templated transcription. Lineage: Eukaryota; Fungi; Ascomycota; Eurotiomycetes; Eurotiales; Aspergillaceae. Gene Ontology annotation, molecular function: DNA-binding transcription factor activity. The record is from RefSeq and is a predicted model, not a curated record.
AUGAGCUCUCAAGAUGAACCACCUGUGAAGAGACGUGAGUCUCGAUCGGGGACAAGGAAAGUCUCGACCCUGUCACUGGAACAACUGGAGCGGAAGCGUGCCAACGAUCGAGAGGCUCAGCGCUCCAUCCGUCAACGCACGAAGGAGCAUAUAGAACAACUUGAAGCUCAGGUCGCCACCCUCCAGUCACAAAUUGCAGAGAUGCGGCCCCAAAACGAGCGGUUCCAUGAAGUCAUGCAACACAAUGCCUUUCUGGAGAAUGAAGUGAUCCGGUUGAAGAAUCAAGUUGCUUCUUUGACCGGCCGACCGGAGUUUGCAUCAAAUAACCAACCGAUGGGUCCGGUUCGAAGCGGAUGGUCGGAAGAAGCCUCAGAUAGUGCAUUAUCGGGCAUCCCAACAACGGGGGCAUUGCUACCGCCACACUUCACUGCAACAUCUCACACUCAAAGACCCCCGGGCCAUCCAGGGCCCCGUCGGGCGUCCCAUCAGAAUGAGUGGCAACAACCAUAUCUGUCCACAAGAUCGCCGUCGCUCGGUGCAACAUCCAACCCGGAAUUUCCUAAUCGAAUCGAGCCGUAUCUCGUGGAUGGCCAGAUGAAUCAAGGACGGCCUAUCUGCCCACCCCAGCAACAAUCCGAAUCCUCUUUCUCCCAGUUCACUUACGGCAAUCGGUCACUUUCAAUGUCGAGUGCAAGUCCCAUUCCUCAACCAAGUCCUACCCCAGCUUACCAACCCUCCACAUCAUCGUACCCGCAGCCAAUACCUGAAUCGCAGCAGACGGAUCCGACAUACGAGUAUUCAUGGGCACCUCCGUCUUGA